Molecule: messenger RNA, 693 nt
Organism: Maudiozyma saulgeensis
Lineage: Eukaryota; Fungi; Ascomycota; Saccharomycetes; Saccharomycetales; Saccharomycetaceae
Source: the annotation of a GenBank genome assembly
AUGAGUGAUCUUACUAUGGAGAACUGGGUUCUAGCCACGACGUUGGUAUUUGUUAUUAUCACGAAAUUUCUACAAUAUUCUGUAAACUACCAUGAAUCAUGGGUUAGUAAGUUCACUCAAAGUAAUACGAGUUCUUACAAGGAUUAUAUGAGUAAAUUACAUGAACAGAAAAUACUUCAAGAAGAGAAUCAUUCUAUUUCGGCCCAGGAUAACUAUGCCAAAUGGACUAAAAACAAUAGAAAAUUGGAUAAAUUAGCCAUUGAAUUAAAGACUUUAAAGACUCAAAUCCAUGAGCAAGCCUCUAAUAGUCAAAAGUUUUUGAAGACUUGUAAAUUGAUUGGCUUAACAUUACCUUUCUUUGCAUUAAAGAUGUGGAAGGGUAAAGAGAUUGUUUAUUAUUUACCAAGUAAUAAGAUGUUCCCACAUUUAUUUAACGGUACUUGGCAUCAAGGGUGGUUAUUUGUUGCAAUGUACCCACUAGAUUUUGUAUUGAGUAAAAUAAACAAUGUCUAUGACGUUACAUUCAUUGCUUCCAAGGUUCCAGUGUAUAAGGGAACUGCUGUUGGUGUCUCUCUAGGUAUCUGGGUUUGGGCAUUGACUAACGUCUUGGCUAGCAUCGAGUUUGUAAUCAAUCAAUUGUUUCUAGCACCUGUUGUUCCUGAACCAGUCAUCACUGAGAAGAAGGCUAACUAA